Kwoniella shivajii is the source of this 1443-nucleotide messenger RNA. RefSeq lists its product as uncharacterized. Gene Ontology annotation, biological process: transmembrane transport; water transport. Gene Ontology annotation, cellular component: plasma membrane. The transcript is spliced from 11 exons. Bases 1 to 1443 code for a protein of 480 amino acids. Gene Ontology annotation, molecular function: water channel activity. NCBI's taxonomy places the organism in Eukaryota, Fungi, Basidiomycota, Tremellomycetes, Tremellales, Cryptococcaceae. The record is from RefSeq and is a predicted model, not a curated record.
AUGUCACUCCCUAGAACCAAUGAUGAUUUGUCUCAUCUGCCAGCAUCCGUUCCUCAAAGAAGAGAACAGCUGAAGAAGAAGAAUGGUGUAACAUGGCAUUUGAGGAAACCUCAACAAGGUCCUGCGACCUUGGCUAUCAAGAAUCAUUUCAUCGCUAUGAUAGGUGAAUACGUAGGUACUGUAUUGUUCAUGAUUUUCGCUUUGGGUGGUACGAACGUGGCGAAUAUACCUACUACAUCAGUGACGGGUAGUACUACAGCGGGACAAGAUGGUACAACAGCUUCCACUGCCAAUACGUCUAAUUUGUUAUAUAUCGCAUUGUCAUUCGGAUUCUCAUUAGCUGUAAACGCAUGGAUAUUCUUCCGAGUUUCAGGAGGUCUUUUCAACCCUGCCGUAUCACUUGGAAUGGUACUUGUUGGAGCCUUAACUCCCUUAAGAGGUGCUCUUUUGACUUUUAGUCAAAUUUUGGGUGGUAUUACUGGAGCAGCAAUCAUUCAAGCUAUUACUCCAGGUACUUUGAAUGUCCGAACUACUCUUGGAGGAGGAACAAGUAUCGUUCAAGGAUUAUUCAUUGAAAUGUUUUUAACCUCAUUACUCAUGCUUGCGAUCCUCUUACUCGCUGCCGAGAAACAUAAAGCUACUUUCAUCGCUCCAAUCGGUAUUGGAUUAGCGUUAUUUGUCGCUGAAUUGCUAGGUGUAUACUACACCGGAGGUUCAUUGAACCCUGCAAGAAGUUUCGGUCCUGCUGUUGUAUUGAGGACUUUCUCAGGAUAUCAUUGGAUUUACUGGCUCGGUCCAUGUAUGGGCGCUACUAUCGCUGCUGGAUUCUACAAGAUGCUCAAAUGGCUUCAAUACGAGACUGUCCUUGGACCUGAAUCAGAUGCCGAUGAUACAGCUCCCAAACCUUUAGUCGUUGCUGCUCCUGGUUCUUCAUCAGGUGGUCAAGAAGAGAAAGCUGCCGAAUCAAAUGGAAGGACUUUAGCUGUUACAGGACCUGGUUUAGGUGAUUUACUCACUCAAGGUAAUACCCAAGCUGUAUUUGAUCUCGAAAGUAAUCCAGGACCAUACGAUGCAAGAUUGAAUAGAAUUGAAGAUAUGUUAGCCCAAUUACUUGAACAAAGACCCAGAAGAUCAAAUUCAACCUACGUAGAUGAAGAAAUUCCAUCAAACACCACAAAUGGUGCUCCUGCUACGAAGAAUCACAGUAAACCAUCAGGUGUAGGUUAUAAUGGAUCAUACCAAAAUAAUAACACGAUUGAUGAGAAUUCAAGCACUACCUCGUACAAUAAUCCUUCUCACGGAACUUUCAUCCCUACUCAAACUCAAGGUAACGAAUACGGUAAUACCCCAGGUCAUCAACAUCCACAUGUAGAUACACCUUUUACUCAUGGAACAGCGGGUGCAGGUCAAAGAGGUCACAUCGACGCGUCACCAAGAUAUUAA